Messenger RNA from Carica papaya (papaya), 3574 nucleotides. The record is from RefSeq and is a predicted model, not a curated record. NCBI's taxonomy places the organism in Eukaryota, Viridiplantae, Streptophyta, Magnoliopsida, Brassicales, Caricaceae.
AUAUGCUUAAAACCAUUAGUAAACCCGGUGGCCAUCUCGUGUUUUCUCCUUCUUCCUAGCUCUGAUAUUCCAGAACCAGCGACAAAUAAUGGCAGCGAAGAACGGAGACAUUCUCAUGCUGGAGGCACCGCCGGAUGCGUCGAGGCCAUGGGCCAGCGCAUCCAAUGCGGAGAUGGUGGACGCAUUGCCGUACAUAGACGAGGACUACGGAAACCCGCAGGUGAAAGCAGAGGUCGAUCGCUUAGUAGAGGAAGAGAUGCGCAGAAGCUCCAAGAAGCCUGCUGAUUUUCUCAAAGAUUUGCCUCCAGUCCCCAAGUUCAAUUUCGAGAACUGCCCCAUGCUUGCCAGAGAGUAUGAGCGAAUAAGAUCUGGGAAGCCUCCUGUGAUGAUUGACUUCAAUGCACGAUAUGAAUUUGACGUGCCAAUUGCAAAUAAGAGAAACGAUGAUACUGCUUGGAAGCAGUCACUUCAAAGAAAUCAACGGUCUUUGCGACAAAAAAUGAUCGAGUUGGAAAAUUUGGACUUAAUGGCAAAAUAUGGCCCUGAACUCUGGAGACAAAACAACCAACGAUUGGAAGCAUUCUUAUCCAGAAUGAGAAAAUUGGCUCAGGAGUAUCAUGAAAAGAUUGAAACUGUAAAUCGUGAAAGAAAAUACCAUCAGCAAAAUACUGCAUAUGAGCUCAAUGCUUUGUCUGCACAGUGGAACGAGCUGUGUCAAAAGAAUAUUGAAAUUCAAGCUGUUUGUUCUAAACUAGAAAGCCAUAUAGACGAAUUGAAAAGAGAAGCUUCAGAAAGGAGCUGGAACUUGGAAGCUAAUUUAGACAAUGGCUCUUUGGCACAUUAAUGGAGGUAAGAAUUUCUCUUGUUAAUUUGAUAGUUGAAAGAGAUCGUUGACUGUGGUCUGCAUUUCUUCAAGAAGAAUUAUGGCUACAGUCUGAUGGUAACAUGCUAGAAUCUGCAUAACAAAAUGUGGAUUUAAAUGCCUCACAAACAAAAGAUUGUUUGAAUGUUGCAAAGAGGAUGAAUUGGUAAUUUCCUACCGGGGGUGCUAAUAUUGGUUGGGAAAUGUUAGGAGCUGACUGUGAGUUGUGAAGAAAUUUAGGAAGAAGAAGAGUUGCAACAGAAGUAGAAAAGACUUUAGGUGAGGAUGAAAACAGAAUUAGGGAGAAGAAAUGUUGAAAAUGUAGAAAAGAAAGGAGGAAUUGUUGUAGAGAGAAAAGCUGUAUUUUUCGAUUGAAUUUUCUUCUUUUAAUCACUUCACACUCUGUCCUAUUUAUUUCCUUCUGCUGUAAUAUAGGAAUAGAACAAAUAAUCUGUUAGUGACACCUCAAUCGUACAAUCACCUGGUUAACUAUAUAUUUCACAUGGGCCUGGCAUUACUCCCUCCACGAAAAUAAUCCUUGCCCUCAAGAACUAGUACCUUCCUGAAUUUGUCACUAUUCUACAUUAAUGGAACUUGAAUUUUCAUCUCAGAACUUCAAGACAUUGAAUCUAGCCAUUACCAGAGCAUCAUUAUCAUCAGAUUGACUGGUUAUACUUGAAAUAGGGAAGUCCUGGCUGAUAUCUGCAGUGGGACUACCCUUAAUUUUCUAAUUUGAAAGUUUCAACCUUGUCCAAGUCAGGAGGAACUUUGGACCAUGAUUCGUUUUUUGCAUCUUAUAUGGCAUUCAUGGACUUUGAGUCUUGAACCUUAUAUCUGGUCAUAGGAUCUGUCAUCUGGCUGCCUGCACCUAUUGCAACAGAACCCUGAAGCAAAGAACCAACAAUCCCGCUACACUUCACAAUUCUAAAUUUUCAAAUGUGCUUGAAGCAGGAGAUUACUUAGACCUUGAUGGUGACUCUGCAUCUGUCGACUUUUCUCCUGUCAUUUGCAAUUGGCCUUUUUCCAUCUGUCUUCGUUGGACUAAAGCGAGCCAUCUACCCAAAACACCAGCUGCAGCUACCUUUACAUCUGAGGAUUAAGCAAACUCGGACCCUUGAGAAGCAAUACAUUCAACCGUACAUCUCCCUGCAACUUCUCUAUAAGCUGGCCAAACUUUUGGUCAAAGAGAGCUAAUCUUUGGUUGACGAACGCCUUAGUCAGUUGCUGAGAGUUGUAGAUCUCAGACAUGAAGUCUGAGAAUCUUUGGUCUAUAUCUUGAACAUUUUCUUCUAGGGUUUGUAACUUCUGUGGUUCGGUCACCACGGGUUUUCCUUUAUUUUUCGCCAUAGACAUGAAGCUCGCUAGGGUUUCUUCUGGAUCAAUCUGCUUUGGUACCAAGUUCUUGGGAGCUGGCCCUGACAUGUACCUCAGUUUAUGCCGUAAAACAGAGAAAAUAGAUGAGAAUGAAGAUAUAGAAGGAGAUAGAGACCGAACCGAGAGGAGAUAAAGAAUUUGAGGGAGAAAAAUGAAAAUAUAUUUAAAAUAUUUCAUACCAUGUUUAGAUCUUCGGAAAUAGAAGAUUAUAUACAAAGAAAAGAGACUGAAAUGCCAUGAAUCUGUCCAGGUUGCCGGAAACCCGAGAGCCUGAUUCAGAAAAAUUCUAAGCGGCAGGAUGGAUCCACCGGUUCCUAAAACCUAACAUAUUAUUUGCCUUAAAUACCCUUAGUGAUCGCCCUCCAGGUGGUGCCUUGCUGAAGAUCGGAUGGCCAAGAUAUCUCCUCCAAUCAACACAGUGUGUGUAGGAUCCUCUGGCUAGGAAGGUGCCGUGCAUUCCUAACGCUUCCCCGAUCUACACCACGUGUUAAAAUCUCCUGGAGUAUACUUUAAGUCUGUUUGUUCCCGUCUCAGUUUCACCCUCUUCAUGCACCCGUCGUGAUCAUCUGUUGCCAUUAUCAUCCUGUAUCCUUUUUAAUUUCCUGCUUACCUGCUUAUCUUCACUUUUGCACUCCCCUUUUGAGCCUUGCUUCCAGCCCGAUUUUUGUCUGAAUUUUCUGGGAUUCUAACAGAAGGUAUAAUCAGUUUCAUGUCAAAAUUGGAGGGGAGAAGUGCAGGUGAUAUGAUGUGUCUGAAUUGAUUGCUUAAUGGUUGAAUAAUCCUUUUGGAUCUAGCUGCUGAGGUUGUUCCCAAGACUAGAAGAGUAGUGGUUUAUCUUGAAGUGCGAAGGAAGAUUUAUUGUUCUUUAUUUGGUAAAUUAAGUGAGAAGGAUCAUUUGUGUGUUAAAGUCGGAUUAGUUAUAGGUUAUAUGCGAAUAACUAACUUCAAUUUUAUUGUAUAACUUUAUGUUAUCAACUAAGUUGUGCACUAUGGCCACCUUUGGUAGGUAUUUUAGUAGGUUAUUUAUGAAUUUGCGGAGAUGAAUUUAAAAGCAUUCUAUAAUUUGAAAGCCAUAUAACCAUCAAAAGUAAAUACUCACUCAAUUAGUAAAGAUAAAAGUCCUUAAUUAGUAAAAUUAUAUAACUACUAAAUGGUGAGAAAUGAACAUUUUAGUUAAUAGGUACUACUUAAAGAUACUGAUUUUAAAAUUCUUGCUUAAAAUUAAAAACAUAGUUGUAACUUGCAGGUUUUGAAAAUCUUUGAUCCUUAAAUUGGUUCUUGAAAACCAUGGUUCACGAAUGUCAUUUCACAGCGUAAAAUCUUAAAGUUCAGAAAAAC